CAUGCGCGAGGCGCCGGUGCGCUGAGGCUCGAGUUCUGCCUGGAAAGCGAAGCCCUGAAGUUUUUGGUUCUGGGCUGUGGGUCUUGUCUCCAUACAGUACGCUUAUGGGCGAUUUCUCGGCGCCGCUUCUCCCCGGAAGAGGGUAGCCAGGGGCCCGCCGAUGGACCGGGAGACGCGCGCCGCGGCCGAGCGGCACUUCCGAGGCGCGGGAAGCCGGGUCCUGGGCGGCGGGCCGGCGCUGCACUGCGUCGCCUUCAUCCCGGACCCCUGCACUUUCUCUUACGCCGACUUCGUAACCGGCUUCCUGCUGCCCAACCUGCCCUGCGUGUUUUCCAGCGCCUUCACCGAGGCCUGGGGCAGCCGGCGGCGCUGGGUGACGCCCGCGGGCAAGCCUAACUUUGAGUACCUGGAGCGAAAGUACGGGAACGUGGUGGUACCUGUGGCCAACUGUGGGGUGCAGGAAUACAACUCCAACCCCAAGGAGCACAUGCCCUUGCAGGACUACCUUGCCUACUGGCAGGAUUACAUUCAGCUUGGUGGUGCCUCCCCAAAAGGCUGCCUCUACCUCAAGGAUUGGCACCUGUGCAGGGACUCCUCGGCAGAGGACCUGGAGGACGUGUUUACCCUGCCCAUGUACUUCUCCUCCGACUGGCUGAAUGAGUUCUGGGAUGCCCUGGGUGUGGAUGACUACCGCUUUGUUUAUGCGGGGCCGAGGGGGACCUGGUCUCCGUUCCACGUCGACAUCUUCCGCUCCUACAGCUGGUCUGUCAACAUCUGUGGGAGGAAGAAGUGGCUGCUGUUCCCACCAGGACAGGAGGAGGCCCUACGGGACAAGCAUGGUAGCCUGCCCUAUGACGUGACCUGCCCUGAGCUCACAGAUACCCGCCUGUACCCCACUCACCUGCACAGCAGCCCACCGCUGGAGAUCACUCAGGAAGCUGGGGAGAUGCUGUUUGUUCCCAGCGGCUGGCACCACCAAGUACACAACCUGGAUGACACCAUCUCCAUCAACCACAACUGGGUCAACGGCUGCAAUGUGGCCCACAUGUGGCACUUCCUACAGCAAGAGCUCGAUGCUGUGCAUCGGGAGGUCAGCCAGUGGAAAGACUCCAUGCCAGACUGGCACCACCACUGCCAGGUCAUAAUGAGAUCCUGUUCAGGAAUCAACUUUGAAGAAUUUUAUCACUUCCUCAAGGUUAUCGCUGAGAAGAGGCUCCUUGUCCUGGAGCAGGAGGAGCAGGGGACAUUGGGUCACAGCGCCAGCCUGGGACUGGGCCUCCAGCAGGUUGUCUUUGACCUUGGCCGCCUCACAGAGGUGCUGGCAUCUGUGGUCACACACCCUGACUUCCAGUGGGUAGACACUAGUACAUUCUCACCCCAGCCACAGGAAUUGUUGGGUCAGCUGCGGGCUGUGCUGGCGACCACCCAGGCCCUUUAGUGCCUGGGUGUUGCAGUGCUAUUAGGCACCAGGAGAGGGCAGCCUUGCCCAAGGCCUGCUUCAAAGCCUUCCUUGUCCUAUGACUGCAGAUGCUGGCCCCAGAGGCGAGUGACCUCUGUCAGGUCCCUCCAAGCCUCUUUCCUGGGGUCCAAGACCUGUGGGGUAGUCCAGCCAGGUGGGGCCCAGCCACUGACGCACCUGGGGUCCUGAGAUGUCUGUCCCUGUGGCCUGCAGUGAGCUGGCCAAGGGCUCACUCAGGUCGUGGCUGUAUGAUGAGCUGUUCUUCAGAGCCCCCAGUUCCCAUACAGCCUCCCGUUUGAGUGAGCAGUGUCCAGACUGCCUGUCCUGGGGCUCACUGUGCAGCCAGGCCUAUCUCCAGGUCAUAGGCCCACAUGUCACCUGUCCUCUGCCAUGCUCUAGCCUCAGGGACUCCAGGCUCCAGCCAGAGGAGCUGGGCACCUUGUGCAGAUGGGAGCCAGCUUGUCAUGCUGGGCACUGUUCACCCACACCAUCGGGCCCAAUGGGUUGCCUCGGGUAGUGUGGCCAGGCUGUAGGGCCUAUAGUAUCCAGAGGCACCAUGGUCCUGAAAGGCUGCGUCUGUGUGGAGCUGUUCUUGUUCCCCUUGGUGGUGCUCCGGAAGUGCAAGCGAGCUUUCCUAGCCCAUCCACAGUGCCAUGCACCCGCUUGGGUGCCUUAGGUCACCCCAUUCUCAGCAUCAGUCCCUGCACCCACACUCUUGUUCCAGCGGCAGCUGCAGCCAAGGGCAAAGCCAUUAGCUCUGACCCUGUCCCAAGGGUGAGGGUGGUGCACAGGGAGGGCCGGGGUGGGACACAUUCCUCAUGGCCAGCUGUGGGGCUCCUGGGACCCUGUCUUGCAGUGGGAGCUAGAGUCCCUUGGGACCUAGAGUCCCUGCACUGCCAGGGCACUCCUUAGAGCAGGAGGGUGGCAGCCCUACUCACUGGUGGUGAUGUACUGUGGGGCUGUUGUGGAAGCUCAGCAGGGCAGGGAAUUGUUUUGUCCAAUAAAUGAUGCUAAGAGCCCAGGAAA
This is a messenger RNA of Cavia porcellus (domestic guinea pig), 2485 nucleotides long. RefSeq names its product jumonji domain containing 4 (gene Jmjd4). Gene Ontology annotation, biological process: positive regulation of translational termination; protein hydroxylation. The coding region runs from base 161 to 1438 and encodes 425 amino acids. NCBI's taxonomy places the organism in Eukaryota, Metazoa, Chordata, Mammalia, Rodentia, Caviidae. The record is from RefSeq and is a predicted model, not a curated record. The transcript has 6 exons. Gene Ontology annotation, molecular function: sequence-specific DNA binding; 2-oxoglutarate-dependent dioxygenase activity. Gene Ontology annotation, cellular component: cytoplasm; nucleus.